This is a messenger RNA of Ctenocephalides felis (cat flea), 624 nucleotides long. RefSeq lists its product as uncharacterized. The transcript has a single exon. NCBI's taxonomy places the organism in Eukaryota, Metazoa, Arthropoda, Insecta, Siphonaptera, Pulicidae. The record is from RefSeq and is a predicted model, not a curated record. The coding region runs from base 1 to 624 and encodes 207 amino acids.
AUGUCUGGAGGAUCAUCUAGAGACAGAGAUAUAGGUAGGAAAUGGAAAUCCCGCGCAUUAAAAAGAAAUGCUGUACCUUAUGUCCAACCAAGCUCUGAAUUUCAGUAUGAUGAAAUUUCUCAUGAAAUCUUCUACUGGUGUCACUGUUUCACAGUUUACUCCAUUUUUCAAGAUAAAGUUUAUUGCUUUCCAUGCAGACUUUUCUCACAUUUACGGACACAAGUAGUUAUGGAAGGAUGUUGUGAUUGGAAAGAUUUGAGCCGAAUAUUACAAAGACAUGAACAACGCCAAGGACACAAGGAAUGCAUGAUUAAAUGGAUGGAAUUAUAUAAAGCAAUAAAAUACGGAAAAACAAUAGAUAAGGAUAAUGAAAAAUCGAUUAAAGGUUCACAAAAGUACUGGUUUAACUUAUUUGAAAGAAUGAUUGAUGUAAUAAACUACUUAGCUGUACACAACUUAUCAUUUAGAGGCCAUCGAGAAUCUCUUAAAUUUAGCAAUAGACGGAAUAGUGACAAUUUUAUAGAUUUAUUCAAGUUGUUAUCGAAAUCUGAUUCGACCCUACGAGUCGAACACAUGCAUCGCAUUAAUGAAAAAAACACUUACUCAACAUUAUCUGAGCCAUGA